AUGUCGUAUUUCAUGACCCACUUGCAUUCCGGCUGGCAUGUCGACCAAGCGAUUCUCGUGGAGGAAGACCGUGUGGUGUGUAUACGGUUCGGUCACGAUCAUGACCAGGAAUGUAUGGCGUUAGAUGAGACUCUGUACGGUGUGUCAGAGAAAGUGCAGAAUUUUGCUGUCAUCUACCUGGUGGAUAUAACUGAAGUACCGGACUUCAACAAGAUGUACGAGUUGUACGAUAAUUGCUCGUUGAUGUUCUUCUAUCGAAAUAAGCACAUCAUGAUAGAUCUGGGUACGGGUGAUAACAACAAGAUAAAUUGGGCUAUAACCGAUAAACAGGAGUUGAUCGACAUCAUCGAGACUGUGUAUAGAGGAGCUUCGAAAGGACGUGGUCUCGUAGUAUCACCUCGAGAUUACUCGACUCGACAGAAAGGCCGAUAG
Kwoniella botswanensis is the source of this 432-nucleotide messenger RNA. Its product is annotated as thioredoxin-like protein 4A. The record is from RefSeq and is a predicted model, not a curated record. Gene Ontology annotation, cellular component: U4/U6 x U5 tri-snRNP complex; spliceosomal complex; U5 snRNP. Bases 1 to 432 code for a protein of 143 amino acids. The transcript has 6 exons. NCBI's taxonomy places the organism in Eukaryota, Fungi, Basidiomycota, Tremellomycetes, Tremellales, Cryptococcaceae. Gene Ontology annotation, biological process: mRNA splicing, via spliceosome.